Knipowitschia caucasica is the source of this 1908-nucleotide messenger RNA. NCBI's taxonomy places the organism in Eukaryota, Metazoa, Chordata, Actinopteri, Gobiiformes, Gobiidae. The record is from the annotation of a GenBank genome assembly.
AUGGCCCGUCCCGGAUCAGGGCUCAACGGGCUGGGUUACCCCCCUCAGAACCUGGCCCGUGUGGUUGUCUGGGAAUGGCUGAACGAGCAUGGGCGCUGGAGACCCUACAGUGCCGCCGUGUGUCACCACAUCGAGAAUGUUUUGAAGGGAGACGCCAGAGGGAGCGUGGUUCUGGGGCAGGUGGACGGACAGCUUUCCCCUUACAUCAUAGAUCUACAGUCCAUGAACCAGUUUCGACAAGACACAGGUACCAUGAGGCCAGUGCAGAGGAACUUCUACGAGCCGUCGUCGGCCCCGGGGAAAGGUGUAGUCUGGGAGUGGGAGAACGAGAAUGGCUCCUGGACGCCGUAUGACAUGGAGAUCUGCGUCACCAUCCAAAACGCCUACGAGAAGCAACACCCCUGGCUGGACCUCACCUCUCUGGGCUUCUGCUACCUCAUCGACUUCAACAGCAUGGCCCAAACCAAUCGCCAGAGCCAACGCAAACGGCGACUUCGCAGACGCAUGGAUUUGGCGUACCCUCUCAUCAUGGGAUCUAUUCCAAAAUCUCAGUCCUGGCCCGUUGGCGCGAGCUCCGGUCAGCCCUGCUCAUGUCAACAAUGCAUUCUGGUCAACAGUACGCGAGCAGCUUCUAACGCUAUUCUCGCCUCGCAAAGACGGAAGCUGCACGGGCAAGCGGGGAACGGUGCUACGGGGACGCUUACGACUGUGCGGCAAAGCAACACAUUCACUGGAACUUCUCUCUGGUCACCAGCAUCCACCCCCUCGGGCACCAACGACAAUAACAUCCGUGCAGGGGGAGGACAAGCCAAAGCUGAGCAGGUGCAAGUGCCGCUGUCCAAAGCCAACUUCCCAUGCUCCCCUGUGAGGCCCUCGAUCUCUGCACACGGCCACCACACACUCACCAUCAACGGGCAGAACAACCUCAACCGCCCUGGCACCCAACGGAUUUCCAUGGGUACUGCCAGAGGAUCCAUCCCCCCGGGUGUUCCUGCUCUGCCUGUGAAGAAUCUUACCGGAUCUGGACCCGUACAUCCAGCACUGGCAGGUAUGACAGGUAUCCUGAUGUGCGCUGCAGGUUUGCCUGUGUGUCUGACGAGAGCCCCCAAACCCAUCCUCCACCCCCCACCCAUCAACAAGAGCGACCUCAAGCCUGUCCCUGGAAUCAACGGCAUGCGCCGCAAAACCAAGAAGAAGCACCUGAGGAGAGGAAAAAAUCCAGAGGAUGUUGUGAAAAGAUACACGGACAAGAUAAAAGUGGCACCAGAUGAAGACUGUACCAUCUGCAUGGAGAGGCUGUCCAUGGCGUCGGGAUAUGAAGGUGUCCUGCAGCACAGAGGAAUCAAGCCAGAGCUGGUGGGCAAACUUGGCAAGUGUGGCCACAUGUACCAUCUGCUGUGCCUCGUGGCCAUGUACAACAAUGGCAAUAAGGAUGGCAGUCUUCAGUGCCCCACAUGUAAAACCAUCUACGGGGAAAAGACCGGAACUCAGCCUCCUGGGAAGAUGGAGUACCAUGUGAUUCCCCACUGCCUCCCCGGAUAUCCUGACUCCAAAACCAUCCGCAUCGUUUAUGACAUUCCUGCUGGCAUCCAGACCAAUGAGCAUCCCAGUCCUGGAAAGAAGUUCAGUGCAAGAGGCUUUCCAAGACAUUGCUACCUCCCUGACAAUGAGAAAGGCAGGAAGGUUCUGAAGUUGCUGACCAUGGCCUGGGACCGCCGCCUUAUCUUUACCAUUGGGACGUCCAGCACGACGGGCGAGACGGAUACUGUGGUGUGGAACGAGAUUCAUCAUAAAACUGAAUUUGGCUCCAACCUGACAGGCCACGGAUACCCUGACCCAAACUAUCUGGACAAUGUCCUGACCGAGCUGGCAGCACAAGGAGUUGGCGAAGACAACUUAAAGGACUGA